Coregonus sp. 'balchen' is the source of this 12294-nucleotide messenger RNA. The record is from the annotation of a GenBank genome assembly. Lineage: Eukaryota; Metazoa; Chordata; Actinopteri; Salmoniformes; Salmonidae.
AUAUGAUGUAAUUACCGAAUCACCCCAGUGACACGUUUCAAAAUCACUAGAAUGAAGGACUGAGUCUUCCGGGUGAUCUCUGAAAUUGCUCAGGUAAGCUUAGCUCACUAACUCUUCCAUGUUAUGUCUCUGCUGCUUUCGAAUCUUGUAAGAAAUCUCCCAUUGGGAGAUCUGCUCUCUUCCAGCAUGCUGAGUGUCAUUGAACUCAUUGGGGAUGUUUUUCAUGUGACUGGUCAAACGUUGUGUUAGGUGACUUGUAUGGGACUGAGGACACGGUCAAGGUAAGAAAAGAGAAGGAGGGGGACAUGGUUAGAUGGUUUCAUGUAGAUGGUUGGUUGUCAUUUUCUUUUAAUUGUGUUGAUGUUGUAGGCGUCACAUGUGUGACAUGUCUGACGGGGAAGAGCCUUGUUUGAAAUAGUCAUAUUAGUUCACUAGUUUAUAAUUUUGUAGCCAGUCUGUCAUUUGUAUGUGCCAAUUGUUGAUUAUAUUAUAGUAAAAGUGUAGUAUUCACAGUAGAGUGCUUACAGUUUCAUAUAAGGCAAACUGAUUAACAGUAGCUCUUUUUGGUAUGUAUGCCAGAUGCCAAUGAACAUAUGGAACCAGUUAUAGCUCCAUUUGAACUUUGAAUUCCUGUGAGAAAAGUACACUCUUAGAAAAAAAAGGUUCUAUCUAAAAGGGUUCUUUGGCUGUCCACAUAGGAUAAUCUUUUGAAGAACCCUUUUUGGUUUCAGGUAGAAUCCUUUUUGGUUCCAUGUAGAACCCUUUCCACAGAGGGUUCUACAUGGAACCCAAAAGGGUUCUACCUGAAACAAAAAAGGGUUCUACCUGGAACCAAAAAUGGUUCUCCUAUUGGGACAGCCGAAGAAUCCUUUUGGAACCUUUUUUUCUACGAGUGUAGUAAAAAAAGCAAGUAAACUGAAGAGACUAUUCAAAUUGUGAAAUUAAACAUGAAUUCACAUACGUUGUGCCUGUCCUAUAAGUCCAAACUAUUUGAUAUGAUUUCCAUUUUAAAUAUUUUUGGACUUGUUUUUCCAGCAGCAAACACGGCCAACACAGUGGCAUUUCAGCCAAGUGUGUAUUUAGCCUCAGUCAACGAAACUCCAAAAAGCAGGUACUGAUCACCGCCAGAUAAGCCUCCUUCUAGUUAUCUUGUUUAUGCAAAUGGUAACCAGGCUAUCAUGAAGAGAGCCCCAGACACAGACACAGAGAGAGAGAGAGAGAGAGAGAGAGAGAGAGAGAGAGAGAGAGAGAGAGAGAGAGAGAGAGAGAGAGAGAGAGAGAAGAGAGAAGAAAGAGAGGAGAGAGAGAGAGAGAGAGAGAGAGAGAGAGAGAGAGAGAGAGAGAGUAAUGGAGUCCUGUGGUAGUAGUAUGUCCACUCAAGGCCCAGAGGCUCAGAAUGACAUCUUCUGUCCAAGCCAUCCAGAACAGAAAUAGAACCUAAAGACCGUUUCCUCCCCAGGUGUUUGCUUAGGCUCAAAGUGGCAACGUAACCCAAUACCUAAUAUUUGACAGUUGAGAUUCAUUUAGGGUUUUUCUUGGUCAGGGAAUAGUGCUGUUGCCAUGGUUGGCUGCCUACGCCAAUGUUCUGCUAGUGAAUGAUGCCGAAAUAACUAAUCUCUCUAGACACAGUCCUGGAGUGUAUCAUAAUGGCAGCUAAUAUUGAAUUCACAGAUGAAAAUACGCGACUUGGGUCCCAGUAUUGUUACUGAUGAUAUUGUGAAAUCUGAAAUGAGUAUGAAACCAUGUCACCUCUGUGAAUGAUGGUGCUCGACCUGAGAGCAGGUCAACUCCAGUAUUUCUUAUUUUGCCUGGCGUCUUGACAUUUUCAACAAAGCCUUCAGGAGAACCGUUGAAGAGAGUGGUGAGGAGUGAACAGUGAAUAUAAAGCCAUCUUGUGUGUUUUGGGAGAAUUCCUUUUUGUAAAGGAGAGAUUAGUUUGACUAUAUUUGGAAACACUUCAGGAUGAAGAAGAAGGUGUGUGUGUGCAUGACAUCAUUUCCGUCAUGAUUGGCACUUGAAAACGUUUGAAGGUGGUUUGGGUGGCCGUCACCCCCCACGUACCCUGUGACCCCCUCUCUCUCGACCCUCUUUCCCCAUCCCUCUGAUCUGGAGGAGUGGAGCUAGCAGUCGUCACUAGCAGGACCUCUCUCUUUGAUCCAUAUCUAUGGAAGGAAAAACAAAGGCAGGCCUCUCAAUCAGGAUGGAAAUUCUUGCAACACUCAGAGUGGCCUGUUUAACGUAUCUUCCUACUGAUUUAAUCAACCUCUCACCAACUAAAGGGAUUAUCUUGAAGUGGACAAUAGUUCGCUAGCGUUGGGCCGUCUUGCUGUGUCUUGUGAUUGGCCAUUGAAAAUCAAAGGUUUGAUUAAGGGGGCCCUUAUUCAAAGCUGUUGCUUAAGUACUUCAUGUGUGUCAGUAUACAGUAUGUCACAGGAUAUGAGUGUGAGAGUGUGGGGGAGAUGUGUAUGGUGGUGGUGGGUGCAAUAGAUUGAGACAAAGGGGCCUCAGUGGUUGUCUGCUGUUUGGGCUGAGUUGUGUUAAUAAUUACAUAGCUGUCCUUGACCUGGACCUGAAUGAAAUACGCUUCUCUCUACGUCAUCAUAAGAUUGUGCAUAACAACUGAGUACCUGUUGGUGGCGCCAUUCAAGCAAAACCAUACCUGAUCAUUCUGUAAAGGUCAUGGAGUGUUUUUGAGACCACGUGUCUCAAAAGGAAUUUACAAUACAUGGAACAAUUGACUUACUAUAUGUGUGAUAUAUUUAUGCGUGAUACAGUACUGAAGUUCUGAACCAGUUUAAGAGUUUAUGCCUAAUAAGUUAAAAUAGUAGAAAAAGAAGGCUACAGUGUGAUUUGAUGACGUAUUGAGCUCCAGUUAUGUUUUUUUUAGCGAUGUUCUCAAUGAUUUGUUCUGAACUGUGAUUUCAUUUCAGUGAGCACCCCUAAUUUCGCUGAUUUAUUGCUGACAAUCACUCUCAAUGGAAUCCAAUCAAAAAUCUGGGGAUGGACUGACGGGCAUGCAGAAAGAGGUCUCGCUGCGUGCGCUCAUUCAGCGCACAGGAUACCAAUUACUGCAGGUAAGAACCAUAUACCAAGCAUUUAGGGCUUUCGCCUAAUCUAUGACCAAAUCUAUGAGUGUUGGAAGCUAUCAUAAGGCCCCCACACAAGUCAUCCUUCCUUAUGGAGUUUAUGCGUAAUGUGGAGAAGUGGGGCUCUGAUAAAAUCCAAGGCCUCUCCAUCAGUUUCAAACCUAUUCACGUGUGCGUGAGCUCUUUCCCUUGGCCUUGGUUAUAAUUAUUGAUAAUGGGGCACCACCCUGUGGUGAAAGACCCAAAUGACAGGAUCCCUCUGUCUUACUGCUGCAGUCUGGUCCAUGGCAAGUUCAUUUGGUUGGGGCUUCUACAGCUCAUACUGCAUUGUUAUGGGGAUUGUCUGGGUCAUUUGUGCACAACUACAACGUCAUACCAAAUGAAGAUAUCUGGGAGAUUUCUAUAUGAAUGCUAAAAUCUCUCAAUCGGAAUGAAACCUGCGCUACAAAGGGCAUUGAGGUGGAUCUCCUUACAAACCCUGUACUAUUGGUUACUCACCAUCAGUCCGUUGUGUCUACAGGAGAAUGGUCAGAGGAGGUACGGCGGGCCCCCUCCAGGCUGGGAAGGCCCUCCCCCAGAGAGGGGCAGUGAGAUCUUCGUGGGGAAGCUGCCAAGAGACCUCUUCGAGGAUGAGCUGGUCCCCCACUGUGAGAAAGUAAGAGACGUUUGCCAAUUAAAUCAGUUCCCGAAGGGUAACCUAUUGUGUGUCCUUGUUUUCAAAUAAAUCCCCUUUCUAUUCACAGUUUGGGAAGAUCUUUGAGGUUCGGAUGAUGAUGGACUUCAACGGCAAUAACAGGGGAUAUGCCUUUGUUACCUUUUACACCAAAAAUGAAGCCAAGACCGCCAUGAAACAGCUCAAUAACUAUGAAAUUAGGUAAGCAAUCACAUAACGCAAUAGAAAGAAAUUGAGAAAAAACCCUGUGUAGCCUAAUGGUUAGCUAACACAAACAUAUGCAUGAGUCAUGGAAAACUGAAUGCAAGACUACCAACACUCUCUUCAUCACCAGACAGAAACGAUAUCGGAUUUCAUUGUGUGCAUUGUUGACAAAAAAACGAAAUCAAUCUUUUCAUUCAAUCCAAUGUGUUUAUUCCCCAGGAACGGAAGGCUCCUAGGAGUGUGUGCCAGUGUGGACAACUGUCGUCUGUUUGUGGGGGGCAUCCCCAAAUCCAAGAAGAGAGAGGAGAUCCUGAUGGAGAUGAAGAAAGUGACAGAUGGGGUGUUGGAGGUGAUUGUUUACCCCAGUGCUGCGGACAAGACCAAGAACAGGGGCUUCGCCUUUGUGGAGUACGACAGUCACCGCGCUGCAGCCAUGGCCAGGAGGAAACUACUGCCAGGUACUAAACCUGUAUUUUAUACUAUUAACAGACAUAGUACUGGAGAAUCACAGUCAGUCUAAAAACAACACCAUUGUAACAUAACCCUAUGGAAGGACACAGUAAAUCAUACUGGAUCAUGAUGACUUUGAGGCUUUGAAAACCAAAGUGUACUUUAUGACUUUGGGUGGGCUAAUUGGCUGAAGUGUUGAACUGAUGUCCUUCCCUAGGGAGGAUCCUGCUGUGGGGACACGCCAUCGCCGUGGACUGGGCGGAGCCUGAAGUGGAAGUGGACGAGGACACCAUGGCAACGGUGAAGAUUCUCUACGUGAGGAACUUGAUGCUGGCUACUACAGAAGAGACCAUCGAGAAGGAGUUCAACAGUAUCAAACCAGGCAGGUUAAAUUACAGAACAGUCGAAUAGUGGAUCAUGUUUGGGUUCAGCAACGAGUUUCCGUAUGUGACUGUGUGUUAUAAUGGGAUUGAUAAGCGGAUGUAUGCUAAUGAUUCACAGGUACUGUGGAGAGAGUGAAGAAGAUCAGAGACUAUGCCUUUGUCCAUUUCACUCAGAGAGAGGAUGCGAUAAGUGCCAUGGACGCACUGAAUGGAAAGGUAUAAUCUCUCUCACUGACCUACUCUCUCACCGGCCUAUCUCUCUCACUGACCUACUCUCUCACCGGCCUAUCUCUCUCACUGACCUACUCUCUCACCGGCCUAUCUCUCUCACCGGCCUAUCUCUCUCACUGACCUAGUCUCUCACCGGCCUAUCUCUCUCACCGGCCUAUCUCCCUCACUGACCUAUCUCUCUCACCGGCCUAUCUCUCUCACUGACCUAGUCUCUCACCGGCCUAUCUCUCUCAAAGGCCUAUCUCUCUCACUGACCUACUCUCUCACCGGCCUAUCUCUCUCACCGGCCUAUCUCUCUCACUGACCUAGUCUCUCACCGGCCUAUCUCUCUCACCGGCCUAUCUCUCUCACUGACCUAUCUCUCUCACCGGCCUAUCUCUCUCACUGACCUAGUCUCUCACCGGCCUAUCUCUCUCAAAGGCCUAUCUCUCUCACUGACCUACUCUCUCACCGGCCUAUCUCUCUCACUGACCGAGUCUCUCACUGGCCUAUCUCUCUCAAAGGCCUAUCUCUCUCACUGACCUACUCUCUCACCGGCCUAUCUCUCUCACCGGCCUAUCUCUCUCACUGGCCUACUCUCUCACCGGCCUAUCUCUCUCACCGGCCUAUCUCUCUCACCGGCCUAUCUCUCUCACCGGCCUAUCUCUCUCACCGGCCUAUCUCUCUCUUACCGGCCUAUCUCUCUCACUGGUCUAUCUCUCUCACCGGCCUAUCUCUCUCACUGGCCUAUCUCUCUCACUGGCCUAUCCCAGGACAUGUAAUGUCAUGAUGACACAUGUUUUAUCUAAAGUGACUCCCAGUUAACACAUAUUCAACACAUUGAGCUCAUGUGGGGAUCAAAGUCUCAUCCCUACCAGGCUCCAGCCACUGAGCCAUCAGAACCAAGCAAUAUCAUACAACAAUGCAUGAUCCAGCCACAACCCGCCUCUACACGGAAUAGUUCCUAAAUGUAAACUCCUCCCCUAGCUGGUGGAUGGCUCUCCCGUGGAGGUGACCCUGGCCAAGCCGGUGGAUAAGGACAGCUACGUGCGCUACACCCGGGGUACAGGUGGCCGAGGUGGGGCCCUGCUCCAGGGGGAGUACGCCUACACACUGGGCCAGGUGUGUGACCCCUCAGCAGCCUACCUGGGUGCCCCCGUGUUCUACGUCCCCCAGGCAUAUGCUGCUGUUCCUAAUCAGUUCCGCUUCCCCAUGGCCAAGGGGCUUGUGGGGGGCCGUGGCCUGGUGCGCACGCCUUCGGUCAGAGGUGGGUACCUUCUCUCUGCAGCUAAUCAGUGAGACAGACACAGAUAAAUAUGGACAUGUAUCUACCAAUCUGUGUCUUUGAGUAGCUGAUAGGAUCAAUGGUAUCUGCUAUAAUCACUUGAGAUAUAUCCAAAUCCAAUGCAAACCAGCCUCAAUGGGUAGUUUCAAACAUCAGCACUUCCCUGAAAUAUUCAACUGAAAUUGCUUUGUUUGUUUGAAUCACAGCAAUACUUAAUUCAGUCUGGAGCCAAAUCCACAUUUUGCAAUUAUAUACUGUAUGUUCUUUCAUUACUGUCUAUGUUUGAUCUUCUAAUAGAGAUAACUUACCUAUUUUCAUGCAUUGAGCACUAUGAAUAAUGCUUUACUGUUUUAUUUAUAGUACUAAGAGAUUUAGGAUGUCUGACUGUCAUUCAAAAUUUGCUCUCCAUGGCUGCAUAUUACAGUCUAGUAUGACAAGUACGAUCAUUCAAUCAAGUUGGAUUUGGGGGGAAAUGUAAUCAAAAUAACUCCACAGCUUUAAGCAGUGAAAAUGAGAAUCGCUGUAUGACCCAUGAUCAGUCUUUACAAGGUCUUGAUUGCCUCCCAGGUGAUUUCUGGUGAUUUGAUUCGAUUUAAUGCCUUCUUGCAUUCCUAGAAAUUUACAUGAAUGUACCUGUAGGGGCAGCGGGCGUACGGGGGAUGGGUGGUCGCGGAUACCUCGCCUACGCAGGUUUAGGCCGAGGCUGUGCCACCUACCAGCUAAAGACAGACAAGCGCCCCGACGACAAGCUCUUUGACCUGCUGCCGGGCAUGGAGCUCACGCCCAUGAACCCUGUGAAGCCUCCCGGUAUCAAACACACACCACAGGUACACACACACACACGUCCAGACCUGAUGAGAACUGACAGGACAACAAACACACACACACUUAAUUACUUAGUAGCCGUAAAGAAGGUAUUCAGCAUUCUGCUCACGCAAUAAUUGAAAUGUUGCAGAAAAACAUAUCUAUUGAAUCACAUGUUUUCUUCCAGAUCUUGGAGGAUGUGUGUCAGAAGAACAACUGGGGGCAGCCAGUUUAUCAGCUUCACUCUGCCAUCGGACCUGAUCAAAGCCAACUGUUCCUCUACAAAGUCACCAUUCCGGCUCUGGCCACCCAAUAUCCUAAUGUGUGAGAAACACAGCCACAUCUAAUAUGUUUCAGUAGUGGCUUCCUAUAUCAAAGGAUCCCCUUGAAUAAUAUAACCCUGUAACCUUCUCCUCUAGCAUUUCAAUCAUUUAGCAGACACUCUUAUCCAGAGUGACUUACAGGAGCAAUUAGGGUGAAGUGCUCUGCUCAAGGGCACACCGACAGAUUUUCACCGACUUGGCUUGGGGAUUCAAACCAGCAACUUUCGGUUACUGGCACCAACGCUCUUAACCGCUAGGCUAACUGCCAAGGAUACCCUCUAACCUUCUCUUCCUUCCUUCUUUCCUUCCUCCAGGCAUCCGUUCACCCCAGCCAAGUUGUGUACAUCUGUGGAUGAGGCCAAGGUUCAUGCUGCGGAGCAUGCCCUGCAGACCCUGGGUCUGCAGACAGAGUGCGCUGAGGCCUCCGCUGCAGCUGUAGCCGUUGCUGCAUUCCAAGGUAUGUUGUGAAUGUCCGUGAGACUAACUAUCAUACCACCCUUUCUCUAGAGUAGGUUGCCUAGAACCACAUAAUGGUUACAAAUAAUGGUUACACUACAAAAUACUAACCAAACCAAAGGCAGUUCAUGAAUUACAUACAGUGGGGAAAAAAGUAUUUAGUCAGCCACCAAUUGUGCAAGUUCUCCCACUUAAAAAGAUGAGAGAGGCCUGUAAUUUUCAUCAUAGGUACACGUCAACUAUGACAGACAAACUGAGAAUUUUUUUUCCAGAAAAUCACAUUGUAGGAUUUUUAAUUUAUUUAUUUGCAAUUUAUGGUGGAAAAUAAGUAUUUGGUCACCUACAAACAAGCAAGAUUUCUGGCUCUCACAGACCUGUAACUUCUUCUUUAAGAGGCUCCUCUGUCCUCCACUCGUUACGUGUAUUAAUGGCACCUGUUUGAACUUGUUAUCAGUAUAAAAGACACCUGUCCACAACCUCAAACAGUCACACUCCAAACUCCACUAUGGCCAAGGCCACAGAGCUGUCAAAGGACACCAGAAACAAAAUUGUAGACCUGCACCAGGCUGGGAAGACUGAAUCUGCAAUAGGUAAGCAGCUUGGUUUGAAGAAAUCAACUGUGGGAGCAAUUAUUAGGAAAUGGAAGACAUACAAGACCACUGAUAAUCUCCCUCGAUCUGGGGCUCCAUGCAAGAUCUCACCCCGUGGGGUCAAAAUGAUCACAAGAACGGUGAGCAAAAAUCCCAGAACCACACGGGGGGACCGAGUGAAUGACCUGCAGAGAGCUGGGACCAAAGUAACAAAGCCUACCAUCAGUAACACACUACGCCGCCAGGGUCUCAAAUCCUGCAGUGCCAGACGUGUCCCCCUGCUUAAGCCAGUACAUGUCCAGGCCCGUCUGAAGUUUGCUAGAGUGCAUUUGGAUGAUCCAGAAGAGGAUUGGGAGAAUGUCAUAUGGUCAGAUGAAACCAAAAUAUAACUUUUUGGUAAAAACUCAACUCGUCGUGUUUGGAGGACAAAGAAUGCUGAAUUGCAUCCAAAGAACACCAUACCUACUGUGAAGCAUGGGGGUGGAAACAUCAUGCUUUGGGGCUGUUUUUCUGCAAAGGGACCAGGACGACUGAUCCGUGUAAAGGAAAGAAUGAAUGGGGCCAUGUAUCGUGAGAUUUUGAGUGAAAACCUCCUUCCAUCAGCAAGGGCAUUGAAGAUGAAACGUGGCUGGUCUUUCAGCAUGACAAUGAUCCCAAACACACCGCCUGGGCAACGAAGGAGUGGCUUCGUAAGAAGCAUUUCAAGGUCCUGGAGUGGCCUAGCCAGUCUCCAGAUCUCAACCCCAUAGAAAAUCUUUGGAGGGAGUUGAAAGUCCGUGUUGCCCAGCGACAGCCCCAAAACAUCACUGCUCUAGAGUAGAUCUGCAUGGAGGAAUGGGCCAAAAUACCAGCAACAGUGUGUGAAAACCUUGUGAAGACUUACAGAAAACAUUUGACCUGUGUCAUUGCCAACAAAGGGUAUAUAACAAAGUAUUGAGAAACUUUUGUUAUUGACCAAAUACUUAUUUUCCACCAUAAUUUGCAAAUACAUUCAUUAAAAAUCCUUCAAUGUGAUUUUCUGGAUUUUUUUUCUCAUUUUGUCUGUUGACGUGUACCUAUGAUGAAAAUUACAGGCCUCUCUCAUCUUUUUAAGUGGGAGAACUUGCACAAUUGGUGGCUGACUAAAUACUUUUUUUCCCCACUGUAUGCUGGCAAGUGCAAGUUUGUGAUAGGUUCUAGAAAAAAAACGUGUUCAAACUGAACAUCGUACAGACUCCACAAUAACGGCAAUAAAUUAGAUUGAACAAUUGAAAGGCACUAAUUUUAUGGCUAUCCAACCCAUGUCCUGUCUCCUGAUUUGCAGGUUACACAAUAGCGAACACCUCAGCCUCAGUAGCUGCCUCCCAGCUCAAACAGGCCGUCUCCCUGGGCCAGGACAUGGCAGCAUACACUACCUACGAAGGCUAUCCCGCCUUCGCCGUGGCAACCAUUGGAGACGGUUAUGGAGUGUUCUAGGGCCAUCCUGGAACCUCAUCUCAUUCACCAGCAUUCCUUGUUAGUAUACUCAUUUAUCAGACUAUAUAGAACUACACUGAACAAAAAUAUAAACGCAACAUGUAAAGUGUUGGUCCCAUAUUUCACGAGCGAAAAUAAAAGAUCCCAGAAAUGUUCCAUAUGCACAAAAAGCUUAUUUCCCUGUUAGUGAGCAUUUCUCCUUUGCCAAAAUAAUCCAUCCACCUGACAGGUGUGGCAUAUCAAGAAACAGCAUGAUCAUUACACAGGUGCACCUUGUGCUGGGGACAAUUUGCAGUUUUGUCAUGAGAAACAAUGCCACAGAUGUCUCAAGUUUUGAGGGAGCGUGCAAUUGGCAUGCUGACAGCAGGAAUGUCCACCAGAGCUGUUGCCAGAUAAUUGAAUGUUAAUUUCUCUACCAUAAGCCACCUCCAACGUCGUUUUAUAGAAUUUGACAGUACGUCCAACCGGCCUCACAACCGCAGACCAAGUGUAACCACGCCAGCCCAGGACCUCCACAUCCGGCUUCUUCACCUACAGGAUCUUCUGAGACCAGCCACCUGGACAACUGAUGAAACUGUGGGUUUGCACAACCAAAGAAUUUCUGCACAAACUCUCAGAAACCGUCUCAGGGAAGUUCAUCUGCGUGCUCGUAGUCCUCACCAGGGUCUUGACCUGACUGCAGUUCGGCGUCGUAGCCGACUUCAGUGGGCAAAUGCUCACCUUCCAUGGCCACUGGCACGCUGGAGAAGUGGGCUCUUCAGGGAUGGGCAGAUGGCAGAGAGUGUGCAUGGUGUCGUGUGGGCGAGCGGUUCGCUGAUGUCAACGUUGAGAACAGAGUGCCCCAUGGUGGCAGUGGGGUUAUGGUAUGGGCAGGCAUAAGCUACGGACAACGAACACAAUUGCAUUUUAUCGAUGGCAAUUUGAGUUCCCGACAAUAUCCAGCAACUUCGCACAGCCAUUGAAGAGGAGUGGGACAACAUUCCACAGGCCACAAUCAACAGCCUGAUCAACUCUAUGCUAAGGAGAUGUGUCGCGCUGCAUGCGGCAAAUGGUGGUCACACCAGAUACUGAGUAGUUUUCUGAUCCACGCCCCUACCUUUAAAAAAAAAAGUAUCUGUGACCAACCGAUGCAUAUCUGUAUUCACAGUCAUGUGAAAUCCACAGGUUAGGGCCUAAUUAACCCAUUGAUUUCCUUAUAUGAACUAUAACUCUGUAAAAUCUUUUAAAUUGCAUUUAUAUUUUUGUUCAGUGUACGUAGUAUCCAUUGUGUGGUUUUCAUUUGAUUGUGUGGAUCUAUUUAGUUGUAGAGGAGGACCCUAAUUGGAUGUUGUAGAGUUAGCAAGUUGUCAGAGGUAGUUUUGAUGGGUUCUUAUGUAUUUUAUCUUUAUUUUGUCUUUUUUUAAACUCAUUGUCUUUUUUAUGACACAGCUGCUGGUUCAUAGUGAUGGAUUAGUGGUCUCCUUUGACCCAAUAGUGUAGAAGUGUAAGUGUCCCUUUCAAAUUUAUUCAAUUAGUCCUAAAAGUCUUCUUUGGAUUUCCUUAUAAAUCAUUGAUAGAAAUAUAGUUUUCAAAUGUCAGGGAUACAAUUUCUGCCUUUAGUUUCAAGGGUGACCUUUACUUUAUACCUACAAGUCCCUUUUGAUGUUGUUGCACGGUUGUACAUUGUUAGACUAAAAACACUGGCGUGGUUCAGUCCCUUUUGAUGGUGAGGGGUUUCUUUUGUGCUAUUUGUGUCUCGGUAUUUACAAAUGCAAACACAGAAUUUGUUUCCCUCUCUUUUCCGAUGUUAUAGUGUGCAGAAGAUGAAAUCCAUCCAUAAGCUGCUGUGAAACUGAACUGCCUAUUUUAAGACGUUAAGGGUUUGUUGUCUAUGGAAACGUGUCUGAGUCAUGGAAUAUUUAUUGUCAAAAUGUCUGGUUUUACAUUGGAAUAAUAUGUUCGCUAUGGACAAUCCUCUUGGACAGAGAUCGAUGUCAUUCUAUGUUGCGUAUUUUCCUUAUUGCCUUACACCAAACCUAGGCCUGCGAACAUGGACAUAGGAAGUGUUAACACAUUUAUCAGCGUACAAAACGACACUCUGUUAAACAUGAAAAUGCCUAAGCAGUGACAGUAUUAAAGUGUGUAUAGCGCUUAGAACUUAUUUUUAUACCAGAAAUCCAACAAUAUUUGUAUAGUUAUAUUGUUUCGGGAUAUUUCAAAUUCUUUGUGCCUCAAUAAUUUCAAUAAAAAUCAUAAAGGGGUGAAAUAAAUACAAAUCUGAAAUGUAAGGAGAAAUGGGAACACUUUUGUGAAACAACGUGUGGUGCUGCUUGGGUAAUUCUAAUGUGUCAUGAUCGGUAAUUGCCUGCGAUAAAUAAACCAAUUGCAUUUUCAGA